This is a messenger RNA of Megalopta genalis, 2740 nucleotides long. RefSeq names its product nuclear receptor coactivator protein neosin (gene Neos). Lineage: Eukaryota; Metazoa; Arthropoda; Insecta; Hymenoptera; Halictidae. Gene Ontology annotation, molecular function: RNA binding. The record is from RefSeq and is a predicted model, not a curated record.
AGGAUCAAAGGUAAUUAACUGUAGCAAGAACGUGAAGUACAUUUAAUGUUCUCUCGCGUGUUUGAAAACAGAACAGAACACAUGUAUAUGUACAUAUAUGAACAGCACAUACUUUCACAUAUAGUGGCGAGUCUCGUAUACGCACACGCACGCCAUCGCAAAAGUUGGUUUAGCCUUCAAUUGUUGAUUGACGGUUCCUGUUUUGAAAUCUGCAUCGCUACGACAAUAUUAUUGUUCUGUGAACAAAUGGAGGCAAAAUAGAGCAAAUUUAAAAAUACGGUGUUACUGCACGCUGCUUUAUCAUUGCGCGAAUUGAAAUCUAUUCGAGCGGGAUAAAUUGGAAGAAAUAUUUCUUUCUGUAAAGAAUUAAUCUUGGAAGAGAAGCUGUGUCAAGAUGAGUGUAAGAAUGUUAAAAGAUCCUGCAACCGUGAAUUGUCGCAUAUUUGUGGGUCAUUUGCAAACGGAUGAUAUGACCAAACACGAACUGGAGGAACAUUUCUCAAAAUAUGGAAAGGUUAUUGGUUCGGCGAUAAAUCGAGGUUUCGGUUUUGUUCAGUUCGAGGAAGAACAGUCUGCACAGAAAGCUAUACAAAAUGAAAAUGGUGCUAUGUUCAAAGGCAGACGAAUAGAUGUUAGACCAGCAAAGAAAGAUAGCCAGUCUGGUGGUGGCGGGCCAAAACAACAAGGUGGUCCAAAUAAUCAGUUUAAUUCUAACAACAAUCAUUUUAAUUCUGGGAACGAUUCUUUCAAUAGUGGAAACCAAAGUUUUGGAGGAAAUUCCUCUUUUACUUCAAACCAAAGUUUUGGUUCUGAUGCGCAGAUGAGUGAUACUCCAAAAGGGAACGCCAUCCAAAAUCGGAACGAUCAAUUUGGUGAUGGAAAUCAGAACAAUGAACAAUUUGGAAAUCAAAAUAGAAAUAAUGGAAACGAUCAGUUUAAUAACAUGAUACAAAAUAAAGGGGCUAAUCAAUUUAGUCCAGGUAAUCAGAACAGAGGUGGCAAUCAAUUUGGACCUGGUGGAAAUCAAAAUAAACCAGGAGGGAAUCAAAAUCGAAAUGUGAAUAAUCAGAACAAUCAUAAUCAAAGUAGUGGAGGAGUAAAUAGUGGUGGAGGUGGCAGAGCAAGAGGUAAUAGAGCUGGGAAAAAUCGAAAUAAAAAUAGGGAUAGCUCAGGAGGAAAUAACUUCAGAGAUCGUAGUCCUGUUAACAGAAAUGCUCGUUUAGAAGACAAAGGUGGUAGAGAAUGGGAUCAUAAACAGGGUGACAGACCAAGAAACAAUAAUUUUAACAGAGAUUCUUUUAAUGAUGGCAACAAUCGUUAUGAAGAUUUUAAAAAUAGUGGACCAAGGGAUAUAAAUAUGAGUUUUAACAAUUCAAGUACCACGAGUGAGUAUUCUAAUGCAACAACUGAAAAAAAUGACUGUGAAAUUAUUGUUGUCAACAAAGCAUUAACGGAGUAUGCAGAGAGUAUUGAGGCAAGGCUAAAAAAAAUUGGACUAACCGUUGAUUUACUAUUUCCAAAUGAAGAUGUACUUCUCAGUAGAGUUUUAGGAAAUAUAGCAAGUCGUGGAUGUUUGUAUGCUGUUGUAGUUACGCCGAUCAAUCAAGAACAUCAUUCCUUAACGCUAAAUAUUCUUCAUGGUUUACCACAAGAGCACAGAAACAUGCUCGUCGAGGAUGCCAUUAGUUUAAUAUCGCGAGACUUCGCCAAUUAUAAAGCUGGUGGACGAUCUGUGCCGUUGAAUACGCCAUUUGCGAACGAAAGACAUCCCGAUGCUAUUCAAGUUCUUUUAAAUAUGUUAGCCGAUAAUCACCAAUUAACAGUACUACAGUACGAUCGUGUGAUUAAGUAUCUUGAGAUUAAACGGGAAGAACAAGUACAAGUGGAGUUGGGAGACGUUAAAGAUUUACCAACUACAACGACGACGAUAGCAGUCAGUGAUCCAAAGCAAGCUGAACUACAAUCAAGGAUACUCAAUAUUUUAAAUAGUAAUAAAACAAGUUCCACAGCGCCUGUUCCUAGUCCAGUACCAGCACCAACAUCUGCGCCAACUCCUGUCCCACCAGCUACUUGGGGAUCAGCAGCAUCAACUGCCACAACAGCGUCCACGACAACUACCACUACGGGAGUUUCACCAUCACCUCUGCUAAACGAUCCGACAGUUCAAAAGGCACUUGACAGUCUGUUGCAAGGCAAUUUGCUCAAAAGCAUCGGCGAUCAGCAACCGGCCACGACAACGACACCUCUGUUCGCCGCUUUCUCGAAUAUCGGCCGAUUUUAAUUGACAUUUUUUCAAUCGCAUAUUUUUCUUAUCGCGUUUUAUUAUCUGCAGCAAGACAUCUCAUUUCAUUUUUAUUUAAUGAAAUGAGUACUCUACAAGCUAUAUUUGAUAGUAUACCGGGAACUAGUUAAUAUCGUCAACUUUAACAAGUGGUUUUGAUAUCCAUCUCUGGUGAUGUGUUAGCAUCCUUAUACGUGCGUAAAAUAGUACACUUUUGAACAUAGGAUUUGUAAGGGUUUGUAAGCUCUACACAGUAUUCCACUGUUAUUUAACUAGUUACGUUUCUUGCCUAAUCCGUUCCAAGUAUUAACGAAAAUGAUUGAUCCUUAUAUUUUCCCAUAUAUCAAUAUGAGAACAGAUUUGUAAGUUACUAGAAUCAUGGCAAAUUUUCUUAUAAAAUACGUUUAAUCGCAGAGUAUAGAAAUGUUUUUAAUAAUAUAAUAUUUAUAAUAUUGAAAU